AUGGCCUGCCCUUCCACAAGAAAUCUUAAGGACUGGCUAAGAGAUUUGUCGAAAUGGCGUGAGAGGUGCCAGGGAUGGAUUCAACAGGAGUUGAAGCACAAAUGCAACGACCCAGUUGAAUGGAAAGAGGGCGAUGUCCCUGGAUUUACCCCGGACAUCCUGUCAAGCCAAGAAGAUAUGGCCUCCCCCCGUACCUGGAAAAUUAUGAACCCACCUGGCCACACCUCUAUUGAAGAAGAAUUCGAUGUGAACAUCAACCAGGGCAAGUGGAAUCCCAAGAAUGUCCGUUUGUCGGAUGCAGGUGCCAUCUAUGCCCUUUUGACCUUGCCUGCAGACUAUCGCAUCCGACACCGGGUCUACGACUUUGAUAGCCAAGGGGACGUACGAAAAGAACGAGUUCUGAAAGCACCCACUGUUGCUUUUUACCAGAAUAACCAGCGGACGCUUGCCGCCUGGAAAGGUGUUUAUGUCUUCACGGGGGGGGUACAAUGA
Molecule: messenger RNA, 492 nt
Organism: Penicillium egyptiacum
Lineage: Eukaryota; Fungi; Ascomycota; Eurotiomycetes; Eurotiales; Aspergillaceae
Source: the annotation of a GenBank genome assembly